Neurospora hispaniola is the source of this 762-nucleotide messenger RNA. RefSeq lists its product as uncharacterized. The coding region runs from base 1 to 762 and encodes 253 amino acids. NCBI's taxonomy places the organism in Eukaryota, Fungi, Ascomycota, Sordariomycetes, Sordariales, Sordariaceae. The transcript is spliced from 2 exons. The record is from RefSeq and is a predicted model, not a curated record.
AUGGACAACGAAGCCUGGUUCCCUCUCAAACAAACCCACUACCCACCACCGUCCAUUCCAUCCAUGAAAACAGGCCAUCCCACCGGUCCCAUCUCUAUAGGCCACAUCAUUCCCGACCUCCUCCACCUCGACAAUGUCAUCAACUGCAAUGGCUUCGAGCCCUUUCCUCCCCACAUGGACAUCUUCACCGCCCACUACGAACAGUGCCACUUCGGGGACCGCCUUAACUCCGAGUUUGUCGUGCAAGCCAAGGCCGAAGCGCCAAUAAAGAACAUUAUUCCCGGCGUGGACGUCACGGGUAGCGCGGGGUUGCAUCAUACGAAUAUUGUCAGUGAUCGUUGGGAGUAUGACAGUGUGGUGGAGUACGUGGUGUACCCGACCAGACAGUAUAUCGACCGGUGUUUGGAGUCGAAGGAGGUGGCGGCGUAUAUACAGAAGAGCAAGAAGCUGUUGGGGGGGUGGUGUGUGUAUUUGGUGACGGGCAUCAUGGUGGCGAGGGGAGGGGGAAAGAAUGUGACGAGUGAGGAGAAGGGGGCGGGGGUGUUUGGGAAUGUUGGCUUGGAAGUGCCGCUUAUCGUUGAGGCUGGACCGGGGGUCAAGAGAAACAUGACGAGGCAGACGACGUGGGGUACGAGUCAGACGGAUGACUUUGUUUGGGCAGUGAGGUUGGCUAAAAUCACUAAGAGCGGGUUGCACUCGGACUGGAAGAUGGAGACGGUGUUUGGAAAGACAUCGUUUCGCGGGCAAAAGGCCAUAUUUUGA